Molecule: messenger RNA, 630 nt
Organism: Acanthamoeba castellanii str. Neff
Lineage: Eukaryota; Discosea; Longamoebia; Acanthamoebidae
Exons: 2
Coding region: 1-630 (209 amino acids)
Molecular function (GO): nucleic acid binding
Source: RefSeq, a predicted model, not a curated record
AUGUUGGUCAAGGGUGGCAAGGCGUCUGGGAACAGUGUGGUGAUGGAGAGUGGCAUGUUGGUCAAGGGCAGCCAGGUGAUGGAGAGUGGCGCAGUGGUCAAGGGCGGCUGGGCAGUGGUGAGCAGUGUGGCAACAGAGAGUGGCAUAUCAGUCAAGAGCGGCCAGGUGGUGGAGGUGGUGGAGAGUGGUGCAGUGGUCAAGGGUGGCCAGGUGGUGGUGAGUGGCACAGUGACAGAGAGUGGCAUGUUGGUCAAGGGUGGCAAGGAGAUGGAGAGCAACAUGGUGGUGGAGGAAGAUGAAGCAGAGGAGGGCGAGGAGGCAGAGAAGGAGGAGGAGAGCAAUGAGAUCUUGGUGGCCAAGGUGUUCAUAGAGGAGGUUGUGUGUUGGCAUGGGGCGCCUGAGGCACUGCUCUUGGACCAAGGGCAACAGUUCUUGAGCAAGGUGCUCAAGGAGGUCAAUGAGUUAUUGGGUGAAAAAGGUCUGUUGGCAAAGGUCACCAACAAGAAGCAGGACAACUGGGACCUCUACAUGCCCUAUGUGCUGUUUGCAUACUGCACAAGCAUGCAUGAGGCCACACAGGACUCCCCAUUCUACCUCCUCCAUGGUUGGGAGGCCAACCUACCUGGUUGA